ACCCUGCUUGGCUCUUUUAUUUAAAUAUAUGAUAUAUACUUGUAUAAAUAUAGUUAAAUAAAUAUAUGCACAUAUUAUGUGCAUAUAUUUUUGUAUUUUAAUUUUUAUUUAAAUCGUGUAACUCCAUUCCUUUCAGAUAAGUUAGACUUAAGUCUGGGUGUUCAGCAAGCCUUCCAACUCUUCCCUCCUCCCUUUGCCUUACUCCUUCUCUCUCUCCCCCCACCAUCGGCUAGUUCCCUCCUUGGGGCCUCUCUAAGAAAGCGGCGCGGGGGUUUCCCAGACAGGCUCACCAGCGAAAGUUUGCAAGUGUAGCGAACCUCACCCUUCUUCCCUUCCCCCCACCCACCACGGGCGCCUUCGAGCCUGCGCACGCACUUCUCUGACGCCGAAAGAGGGAAGAGGGAAAGCUUGGGAGCUGCGAGGCACUCGCCGCAUGCCUCACGCUCGCACUCCCCUUCCUCCCUGGGGCCAGCGAUUCGCCAGGCGGCUAGCGCUCCCUUUCUCCUCUGAGGGCAGCAGUUCCCCCACUAGGGGGAGCGCGAGCUCCUCGUCUUCCCUAGGGGCAGCGGUUCGCGGGGCUGCUAGCGCUCCCUUUCUCCUCUGAGAGCAGUGGUUCUUCCGCUAGGGGGAGCUCGCGCUCCUCGUCUUCCCUAGGGGCAGCGGUUCUCCCGGCCGUUGUAAGGUUCCAGUUAGUAACGGCCCUGUGACUGAGGCGGUACCAGCAUCCUUGGGGAAGGGGGGGCCGUUGCGAAUUUACGAACCGAAGCCUGCGCCCACUUGCCCUCGCUCUCCCUUCCUGCCACAUCGGUUGGCCCGGGGCGCUCCUGUUGAGCGGGAGGAGAAGGCGGCGGAGAAGGAAAGGACCAAAAAAGAUGCUGACAGCAGUUGUCGGAGUGAUCCUUGGGAAGGUGAAGGCAUACAUGCGCACCAAGGAGUUUAAGGAUUACGUGACGAGCACGCAUUUCUGGGGCCCCGCGGCUAAUUGGGGCCUGCCGCUGGCCGCCUUGAAAGACAUGAGGGCGUCGCCCGAGAUCAUCAGCGGUCGCAUGACCUUCGCACUCAUCUGCUACUCACUGGCCUUCAUGCGCUUCGCCUACCGCGUGCAGCCUCGGAACUGGCUGCUGCUGGCGUGCCACUCCACCAACGUGCUGGCGCAGAGCAUGCAGGCGCGGCGCUACGUGCGCUACCACCGCGGCAAGCCCGCCGCGGUCCCGUUCCUCGAGUGCACCUGCCUUGACCUCCCUCAGAAGUAGGCCUGGUCGGCGUCGCGGGUAGACUGGCUGCGCGGGCGUGCGAUGCCCAGAAAAGAGGAUUUAUUUUUGAAGCUGAGCCUUGCGUCUCGUCACGUUCUGCUGAAUUACACCCCGCCCUUUUUUUAGUGGUUUUUUUUUUUUUUUAAAGACUAGAAAUUUGUAUGGGACUGACUUUGCAAAACACCCCCAUCCCCUUAAAAAAAAAAAGUACCCAAACUCAUUCCUGAGAUUCUCUUGGGGUUCCCCAGGAGUUUUUUCUUUCAUCCUCAGUCCUAAGCACGUUAUUAAUUAAAAAGAAAGAAAAAAGAAAAGAAAAGCUAAA
Molecule: messenger RNA, 1575 nt
Organism: Antechinus flavipes (yellow-footed antechinus)
Lineage: Eukaryota; Metazoa; Chordata; Mammalia; Dasyuromorphia; Dasyuridae
Gene: MPC1L
Product: mitochondrial pyruvate carrier 1 like
Exons: 1
Coding region: 873-1253 (126 amino acids)
Biological process (GO): pyruvate import into mitochondria
Cellular component (GO): mitochondrial inner membrane
Source: RefSeq, a predicted model, not a curated record